AUGGACACGAGCGUGUCUCGUCAGCUGCAUUUCACUUUCCAGUUGGACACAAACGAGGUAUGGAGUCUCAUAGAUACUGACAAUGAGGCACGCACGCUUGUCACUAUACCACACGAUCUAAGCAAGGGCUACCAAAUACUGUAUGAGCUUAUUGCGACCUAUAUUUUUGGCCGUCUAGCUCGUUGUCCUCACCAAUCCGGCUCGGUGACUCUCAGAAAGCUGGGGAGCGCGUCGUUGUCGAUGAACUCCAUGUCCGACAUCAUGGAACAAGGAAUGUGUUUGAUUUGCGCGUUUUGCUGUUACACGUUCUCGAAAAUCGUAGCAACAGCGCGUAAAGCUGCCACAAUGUUGAGAGAUUCCAUAGGCAUGUCAUGUUGGAGUGUUGUUAUUACUUUUGCAGCAUUCAUUCAAACUGACACUGAGCUUCGAUAUCUUGUGGAUGGCAUCUCUGUGCAUAUGCGUAGCGGGGCCUUCCCUGAGGAAUCCGUUUCAUUUGGGUAUGAUUUGGAGGAAGAAUCCUAUCAAAUAUUUCCCUCUCCUGUGAAGUUUCAUCCGCCUUCUGUGGAUUUCGGCAAAGUCGCCCUUGGAGUCCCGAAAAUUCAACGCAUCAUUUUGGAAAAUCUCAGUGAAGAUACAAAUAUCCAGAUGUUGUCGAUAUCUUCGAAUACCGUUCAUUUCCAUUGCUCCUUUUUUGAGGAUAAGUUCGUAACAGCGCAUGGUAACACAAGCUUCGAUGUGGUCUUCUUGGGGAGGUCCGAGGGUUUGGUAGAGAAUUCGCUUUUCGUCCACACUUCCGUGGGAUCUUUCAAGUAUCAGAUCAAGGCCAUGAGUGUUCCAAAUCCAUAUGGCCUGAAGCCUCUUGUUGGUGUUCGCAUGCCGUUGAACUCCAGCUACUCUCCGACAAUUGAAUUACACAAUCCGUACAAUGAAACUUUGCAGAUAACGGAGAUGUACUCAAGUGGCGGAGAUCUGCACUUGGAGUUGCCAACGGGUUUAACGGAGGGUCCCCAAGCAGUUUGGGAAAUUCCGCCGCACGAGACAAAGCGUGUGAUGAAGGCCAACUUUGUUGCGCGCGUGGAGAACAAUCACACGGCUUACAUCCGAAUCAAAAUGAAUUCCUCAGAGAAACUUGAUCUCAUAGUGCCCGUAGAAGUAGAAGUGAGUUCGCAACCCGGAUUAUACAGCCCGCAAGAGGUUCUUGACUUUGGCACCCUGAGAGCUGAUCAGGACGUUGUCACGCAACAACUGUACUUGCUUGUCUCUUCACACAAGCCGAUUUCCAUCCAGAAUGUUUUGGUUACGCCAGUAAACGAGGCUGUGAACAUCACGUUUGAGCCAAAGCGGGUGUCUCCAGAUACUUUGCAAGGGACUGUUGUUGCUGAAGUCAUGUUUGAUCCGUCUAAGGUGUCAACGGAUAAGCAGUUGUCGGGUAAGAUCGUGGUGAAGUCAAAAAACAACCAGUUUAAAGUGACUGUGCCGUACCGAGCAAAGCUGCUACCAGGAAAAUUGCGAUUCAACUCCAACGCCUUGUAUUUCCUUGCCGAUGGCGGCAGAAGCAACAACACAAAUCAUACUCGGACAUUUGAAGUUACUAAUGAGUUCAACGUCCCGCUAUUGAUAAGAAACAUCACUGCAGAUCUGAACUUGCUUUUUCAUUUUGAGGUGGAAAGUUUUUUGCCGCUGGUGUUGGCGCCGAACGAAACCGGCGCCAUUUUCAAGUUGUCCAUGAGAAACCGCACCGCUGACUUGCAACUUUCAGGACAUUUGUUUCUGAAAACGAAUGCUUCAGAAUUCCGUUUCGAAGUUCUUUGUUACAACGGCCAGCUUGUCCCGUGCGGCAUUGAUUCUACUUUGCCACCUCUGAUUCGUACGUCGCGUGACGACAACUUUCAGAUGGUCGACAUCACGUUUUUCCCUGAAUGUUUUCGAGUGACCCUUGAAGCCUGCUGCAGAGUUUAG
Molecule: messenger RNA, 1959 nt
Organism: Notodromas monacha
Lineage: Eukaryota; Metazoa; Arthropoda; Ostracoda; Podocopida; Cyprididae
Source: the annotation of a GenBank genome assembly